Molecule: messenger RNA, 1389 nt
Organism: Dendrobium catenatum
Lineage: Eukaryota; Viridiplantae; Streptophyta; Magnoliopsida; Asparagales; Orchidaceae
Exons: 3
Coding region: 1-930 (309 amino acids)
Molecular function (GO): protein binding
Source: RefSeq, a predicted model, not a curated record
AUGAAUUUUUGGGUCAGAUUUGGGUCAAACCCGAAACUGAUCCACCUUCAACUAGCCCGACCCUCUAACCCGGUUGAAGGCGAGUGGUUGAGCGAGCGUGCUGCACAGGUGGUCGAGCUGGCGAGCGGAGCGGGUGACUCAGUGCAUAAGCAGUCGAACGAACAAGCAGUUCUUGCAUUUUCUUUUAACAGGUGUUUGAAUUUUAUUAUUUUUGUACAAAUUUGUGAAUAUGUGGACAAUUCUUUGAUUAGUGUUAUCAAACAGUUUAUUCCAGGCAGUUCAUCAGAAGUGCUAAUCACAUCUGCUGACUCACGAAUCCGGGUCAUUGAUGGUAACAAUCUUGUAUACAAGUUCAAAGGGUUUCGCAACACAAGCAGUCAAAUUUGUGCCUACCCAACAACAACUGGCAAGCAUGUAAUCUGUGCUAGUGAGGACUCUAAUGUGUACAUAUGGAGAUAUGAUGCUGAUACACGUCCAAGUAGAAGCAAUAGUGUCUCUCAGUCCUACGAACAUUUUCACUGUCUGGGUGUCACAGUAGCAGUUCCCUGGCCUAACGCUAGCUCGAGGCUGGAAGGAAUUUCUUUGUCGUUAGAAGUCAAAGAAGAUAAUUGCAUUUGUAUAUCAAACCGUAAGAAUAACUCAGACAUGAUUGUGGAGGCCAGUGGUCAAUAUAGUUCCCUUUCCCCAGAAUUUAGGUACAUUGACCUAAACACCAGGUCUGGACCCUUUGGUGACAGGGUAUCAGGUACUUGGCCUAAAGAAAAGCUGAAUUCUUCCUCUGGCAAGAAUAGUGCUCAUAGCAGUGGUGAUCUUUCCAAUGGGGAUUCGGUGCUGCAGAGCAGAUUGGCUUGGGGAAUGGUAAUUGUAACUGCGAGCCGAGGAGGUGUGAUCAGAAUAUACCAAAAUUAUGGAUUACCUGUUCGUGUAUGAUCUCGGCUACUCGACAUCAGCCUUUUAUUUCAAUGGCAAUACCUCCUAUCUGCUUACUCUGCCAGUGGUGUAUUUGGAUAUAUGAAGUGGUUUUGGUUGAUCCAAAAUUCAACUAAUUUAUAAGAACCAUUAAGUCAGCUAAAUCACUCGAUUCAUUGGAACUUAGAACUUCUAGAUAUGCUGUGUACGCUAUAGAGCAUGGUGGAGGCCGAUUUGAAUUUGAUGCUGCUCUAGCCUGCGCGUUGAGAAACUAUUUAUUCUGCACUGUUGGGGUAACAUUUUUUUUUCUUUAGGGUUUUGUUCUUUGACAUAACCCAUUUACAUUUCUUCUUAUAUAUAUUUUUUCUCAAGUAAGAGGGCUAAAUAGAAAUCAUUGUAUAGCCUUAAAAGGUGUAGUGGAGCUUAGCCAAGUCGUUGCUUAAUUGCUUUUGUGCUAAGGUUUUUCUGGGAAGUGAGAGA